AUGGAGCUUAAAAUAAUCGCUCUUAUAUCACAGGCGAUAAUAUUCCUAACCUUAGCAGCUUGUAACAAAAACUUACUUGAACUUAAUUAUCAAAUAAAUGCCAACUCAAGUGAUAAAGGAAAAUGGAAUAAGCUAGGGACAUUUGUACUAAACAAGAACCAAAUUUUUAACACCUCAAAUUCGUAUGUAGAAGAAAAGGAUAAACUUCUAGAAAAAAUAAGCAGUGAAAAUUUUGAGUAUGUCUUAUUUCGACUAUGUUACGACACAGAUGAAAAGAAGUGUAUACAAACAUAUGUGAGUAAGAAGAAGAUUCAAAACAACAAUGAUUUUUGUCUAUUAAUAGGAUUAAAUAAUAAUUACAUGCCCUAUAUAUUGAACUAUAGAACACUGGAAGAAUUGGAUGAAAAUGCGCAUAUAUACUCUGGUAUAUUUGUGGUUAAAGCUUUAUCAGUUUCGGCACCAAUUGAUAUAUCUAAUUUAAAAACGGAUGAAAAUAUAGCAAAACCUAAGAAUUCACAAAAUCAACAGAAGGAAAAAGAAAAACCCAAAUCUUUUAUACGUAAGUACUGGAUUUAUGUAGCCAUAUUUUUUUUAUCAUUGUCCAUAUCGAAGCAUUUUACAGAGAAUAUGCAGGAGGUGAGGAACAGAUAA
This is a messenger RNA of Plasmodium gonderi, 651 nucleotides long. RefSeq lists its product as hypothetical. The transcript has a single exon. Bases 1 to 651 code for a protein of 216 amino acids. Lineage: Eukaryota; Apicomplexa; Aconoidasida; Haemosporida; Plasmodiidae. The record is from RefSeq and is a predicted model, not a curated record.